Scheffersomyces coipomensis is the source of this 1366-nucleotide messenger RNA. RefSeq lists its product as uncharacterized. The transcript has a single exon. The coding region runs from base 193 to 1137 and encodes 314 amino acids. Gene Ontology annotation, biological process: catechol-containing compound metabolic process. The record is from RefSeq and is a predicted model, not a curated record. Gene Ontology annotation, molecular function: catechol 1,2-dioxygenase activity; ferric iron binding. NCBI's taxonomy places the organism in Eukaryota, Fungi, Ascomycota, Pichiomycetes, Serinales, Debaryomycetaceae.
AUAAAAAAGAACGGAUAUAUGCAUGGUUUGUAUUAAUUAACUCAGUGGGGAAAGUGCUAAUAUCUGAAGUCUGGGGUUGAUCAAGAAGAGAAUAUAAAUAUUGCAAAAGAAGUCCGGUUAUUGGCUUGAUUUGAACAUUUUGAUCAUUAUUACACUAGUAUAUCAAACUCACAAGCUAUACUAUCACUUAUCAUGCCUUUAGAUCAAGAAUUUACCGAUUAUGUCAAGGAUUCUUUCGGUCCUAAAGCUACUCCAAAGACACAUCGUGUUCUUGGAUCUUUAAUCCAACAUAUUCAUGAUUUCACUAGAGAAAAUCAUAUCACCGUUGACGAAUGGAUGUGGGGUGUUAACUUCAUCAAUAGAAUUGGUCAAAUGUCAGAUGCUGCUAGAAAUGAAGGUAUUUUGGUUUGCGAUGUUAUUGGUGUAGAAGCUUUAGUUGAUGACAUUACCCACGCUUCUGAUUCUCAUGAUCACACUUCUUCUGCUAUUAUUGGUCCAUUCUACCGUGAAAACUCUCCUGUUUACCCAUAUGGAGGUUCUAUUAUUCAACAAGAUGUUGGUGGUGAAAAGACUUUGGUUAUAGGUAAAGUUACUGAUACUAAAGGUAAUCCAUUAAAAGGUGCUAAAAUUGAAGUAUGGCACUGUGCUCCUAACGGUUUAUAUGAACAACAAGAUCCAGAUCAAGUAGAAUAUAACUUAAGAGGUACUUUCUACAGUGAUGACGAAGGUAAAUACGCCUUUGUUGGAUUAAGACCAACCGCAUACCCAAUCCCUUAUGAUGGUCCAGCUGGUGACUUAUUAACUCUCAUGGACAGAUCUCCUAUGAGACCAGGUCAUAUUCACUGGAGAGUAACCCAUCCUACUUACCACUCUUUGAUUACCCAAAUUUACGAUCGUGAAUGUAAACACACCAAAGAUGAUACUGUUUUUGCUGUUAAGGAAGAUAUUAUUGUUGAUUUCAAGCCACUUGGUGAUGUUCCAGAAUACAAAGAGCAAGGUGUUGUAAAUAGAUUAGACUACGAUAUUAUAUUGAUCUUGGAAGAAGAAAUCCAAAAAACCCGUCAAAAAGUUCGUGACCAUCAAGCUGACGUUGAAAAGAAAUUAACUGAUAAGUUUGAAAAAAAUCAAAUUGCCUAAGCAUUUAUGAAAUUUCUUAUUGAGUAAGAAUGUUAUAUAGCGCAGUAUAUUUAUGAAUGAAAACCUUUGUUUUGAAAUAUUCUUAGAAGAUAAUGUAAUAACCAGUGUAAAGUCGUAUAAUUGUCAUCAUAAACUGAAGUGCCUAAAAUUUAUGGCUAGCGAGUAUCCAUUACUACCCAUAUUUCUUUCCCUAAGAGCUAGUGAGAACCUGGACCAAUUUUCCCGGUAU